Messenger RNA from Lithohypha guttulata, 975 nucleotides. RefSeq lists its product as uncharacterized. The transcript has a single exon. The record is from RefSeq and is a predicted model, not a curated record. Gene Ontology annotation, molecular function: oxidoreductase activity, acting on NAD(P)H, oxygen as acceptor. Gene Ontology annotation, cellular component: intracellular anatomical structure. Lineage: Eukaryota; Fungi; Ascomycota; Eurotiomycetes; Chaetothyriales; Trichomeriaceae. The coding region runs from base 1 to 975 and encodes 324 amino acids.
AUGGCUCCUGGGCUUGUUGCAGACCUUGGACACCUUGAACAGAUAGAUCCAAAGCAGGUUGACCUAUCACUUGCUGUACAGGAGCUCAGCAUGGCACUCACAGACGGCAUGAAGAGCAAUACAAAGAUCGAACACGCGGCGGUGCAGCAAGUAACCCCAUACUUGUCUACCGAACCUUCAUCAGAUCACCACUGGCGCAUAGAUCUGGAAGGCAAAGUCAUUGCUAUUACCGGUGCUAAUCGAGGAAUUGGUCUCGGCAUAGCUGAAGUCUGCCUAGCCAACGCAGCCGGCCACGUCUACUCUCUCGACCUCUUCGAGCCCGACGCCUCAGAACACGCAGCAUUUCACGAGCUCUCGACCAGGAACCCAGGUCGUCUUCACUUCAUCAAGUGCGACGUCACAUCCUGCGCCUCAAUCAACGACAGCAUAGCAACCAUAGUCGCCGCACAAAAACGCUUCGACGGUCUCGUCGCAAACGCAGGAAUGACAAAACACCAGGCUGCCCUAGACUUUUCCCAAGCACAACUCGAACAGCUAUUCGACCUCAACGUCUUCGGCGCCUACCAUUGCGCCACCGCUGCAGCUCGUACAUUUAAAGAGCUUGGCUGCAAGGGCAGCAUCGUCUUCACGUCCUCAAUGACCUCUUACCGUCCCAACCGCGCCGCACCAUCUGCUCCGUACGGCGCGACGAAAGCAGCAGUGCGCAACCUGACACACACCCUCGCGAUGGAGUGGGCACAACACGGGAUCCGAGUCAACUGUGUCAGCCCUGGGUUCGUGCGCACACAGAUGACGACUUAUUACGUUGAGCGGGACCGUGAAGAGUGGGAGAGGAAGAUGCGGUAUUAUGGUGGGAUGCCUCGAUUGGCGGACCCACGAGAGCUCGGUGGUGCAUAUGUUUACUUGCUGAGCGAUGGUGCCAGUUAUACUUCGGGAAUAGACAUUCCUAUCGCUGGGGUUGUGGGGGCUUGGUGA